ACGUGGUGCCGUAUUGGCAUGCAACUGUACCACUAAUUUUCAUGGAGACUAUUGUGAGUUAGUGACAUGUGGAGCAAAUGCCCUGUGUAUUCAUCCAGACACAUCUAACAUAGGGCAUCAUCAGGAAUGUCCAGUAGAAACUGGCUACAAAUGUGUUUGCAAUUAUGGUUAUGCAGGAGACGGAAUAAACUGCACAAUGACAUGUGGAGCAAAUGCCCUGUGUAUUGAUCUAGAAACAUCUGAAAUAUCACAUACUCGGGAAUGUCCAGUAGAAACUGGCUACAAAUGUGUUUGCAAUCAUGGUUAUGCAGGAGAUGGAGUAACUUGCUUAAAGAUGUGUGGGGCAAAUGCCACAUGUAUUAAUACAGGCAAUUGUGAAAGAGGGCCCAGUGACCACUGCAAUGAAGAUCUUGGAUUCAAAUGUGUUUGCAAUCAUGGAUAUGAAGGGGACGGAGUUGUUUGUAUCAGUAAGUUUUAUAAAUUCCUCACAUUACUGGGAGGAUCAGAAAUUAGCUACUCAGGCUCUACAGGUUUAUAUCUGAAAUAUUACUUGUCAGUGAGGCAUGGUUCUCAGACCUUUAUUUAUUUAUCUAUCCCCUCUUGUUUGCCCAUAUAAACCUCUCUUUCUAUACAAAUAUCUUUAUCUUCAAAUAAACUGUCAACUGAUUGCAUAAGUGCAUGUAUGUCUAUACACCUGGAAGAGACAUUUGACUUACUCAGCUACUAGUAUUUUAAUGCUUUAAAAAAUAUUAUAUAUAUUGAUAAGACACUUCAUAACAUCCUAAUAUUGAAAAUGUACAGAAAAUAAAUUAAAUAGCAGACUGUAAUAAAUUGAUAAAUUUUAAAUUUCCUAAGCCCAUGAAAGGGUAGGGAAACAGAAAAUUUGUUUAAAGCAUAAAAUUAAAACAACAGCCCCGAUAUUUGGCACUGUUUAAUCCAAACUCUGACGCCAGUUAGGUAAGUUUUAGCUGCUUAAGGAUAUUGUUACCUUUUGCCAGAAACCUUGCCAUUGUUUAAUGAAAAUCUGUAGUUAGGGGCUCAUAACUCCCAAAUGACACCAUUAAAACAAAAAUGAUGGCUACAAUCCGGUGACCUUGGCACAUUUUACGUGAUAAAAUCUUCAGGGAUGAAGUUAGGCCUCACACCGAUUCCUAUCUCAGCUCAAAAUAGAACGGUGUUAAACUGAUGAUUACAUUAGAAUUACCUAUGCUUAUACAUAGCAGCAAUAAAUAUUAACACUGAUAUUUGAUAUUUCCAAGGGGAUUUUUAUUGUUUUAAACCAGCACAAAGAUAUAUGCAUUAUUGAACAAUAAGAUGCAAGAAACAACACUUUUUUCGGUAUCUGGAUGAUAAUUAAGGGUGACCAUACCCUUAAAGGUACACAUAAGCAAACUUGUUUUAUAACCAGGAUCAGAUGACUUCCUCUUUAAUAAAAAUGGUGACAUUGUGUUGUGUAAGCAAGAUAUACGAU
Molecule: messenger RNA, 1471 nt
Organism: Lingula anatina
Lineage: Eukaryota; Metazoa; Brachiopoda; Lingulata; Lingulida; Lingulidae
Source: RefSeq, a predicted model, not a curated record